This is a messenger RNA of Rana temporaria (common frog), 1996 nucleotides long. RefSeq names its product serum amyloid A like 1 (gene SAAL1). The transcript is spliced from 13 exons. The record is from RefSeq and is a predicted model, not a curated record. Lineage: Eukaryota; Metazoa; Chordata; Amphibia; Anura; Ranidae. The coding region runs from base 87 to 1541 and encodes 484 amino acids.
GAUCAUGUGACGCGCAGCGCCCGCCUCCUCAGGUCCAUGUGAGCGGGGAUUACUAGGAGUGACGUCAGAGCCGGGAGAUCGCAGUGAUGGAGAAGGAAGACGAAGAUUCCAGUCCAAAACAAGCAGAUCACAUGGAUCGCAACCCGUCCCCUCCGACCAGCGAUGACGAAGACGAGCAGCCGGGGGAUUGUAUCGGGAACACCAUGUACAGCAAGCAUUGGUUCUUCACCACUCUGACCAAACUGAUAGAUACUGUUACUGCGCAUAAAGAUAAACUGGCGGAUGGCAAGGAGGAGGAAACCAGCGUGGAACUGGAUGAAGACCUGGAGAAUGACAUCUGUAAAGUCUGGGACAUGUCUAUGAAUGAGGAGGUGGUGCAGUUCCUGGUGGAGUUCACCGCAGCAGAAAUAUUAUUAGGAGUCAUCACAAAAUCGAAUAGUAAUCGACUGACAGAAAUCUGUGUGGGAAUUCUGGGUAACAUGGCCUGCUUCCCGGAGACCUGCCUCCACCUCAGCAGCAACGAAGACUUGGGGGAAGUUCUUCUUUUAUUACUGAGUGACACGGACCCGCCAACACUACUAGAAACCUCCAGGUUGCUAUUGACGUGUCUGUCUCAGGCGGAAGCAAUGAGCACGUGGCUGGAAAGAAUCAGGAAGCACUCCUCCGUCCGAGAUAACCUGUGCUUUAUCAUGAACAGCUCCACUAAUGUGGACCUCCUGUCUAAAGUCGGAGAAUUGGUGGACAAGCUGUUUGACGUGGAUGAAGACUUAAUGAUCGAUUGGAUAAAAGCUGGGAGCCAGCAGCCAGGCGCUCCAAAUGCCGAUCUCGAAGAAGAGAAACCCGCCCCGCUCACCCUUGUUCGUUCUCUACUGGAGGCUGCGAAACAGCUGAAGUGUGAAAGAUCAGAAGGUCUUGAUGUAUACAUGCACAUAUUACAGCUGGUGACCACAGUGGAUGAGGGCAUUCAGUCUAUAGUACAGUCUCCAGCGGAUGGGAAGCGGAUAUGGGGAUUUUUAUUCAAGCUGAUACGUCGGGAUUUGUGUCAGUCUGGGGACCCGCCACUGAUCAUCCAGGAGCAGAAAACCAUCUUAUCCUACAUCCUGGCUGUCAUGUCCGCCAUGUUCUCCUCCCAGACAGAGCAGGAAUACACCCGGACUGCAAAAAAUCUCCCCUUGAUCAACAGCCUGACCCGAUUUCUGGAGAACUUGGAGAUCUGUUGGCGGAGGAGCAACGGCAAACACCACGAUCAAGGUGAUCCUAAAAAAGAAGCGGCCAUUAAAGAGGAUUUCCAUAUGAAGAUAUUGAAGGACAUCUGCUGUGAAUUCCUCUCCAAUAUCCUCAAAAAGCUAACAAAGGAGAACAUAUUGGAGGCACUCAAACAAGGAUAUGUUACCAAGGAGAAGUGUCUGUGUGCGCUUCGGAACUUGCUCCCCCUCUAUUCUCUUUCUAUGAACAGUUUUGUUAGGGUGUUGGGAGAAGCGGACCCGGGCUUGGCAGAGACUCUGCGGGAAGAGAUCCCUGCACUGAGAGAGGAGUGCUAAGAGUGCUACGGACCGUCAACCGACCACCCGUCUGCAAGAGCUUCCUGUAGGCCUCGGUGUAGGAACAUCACCUCCUGGGAACAGGUCUCCACACAUCUGUCCUAUCAGGACCUAAAAUCUGACUCUGCAUCCAGUCCAUGGCUGUGGGUGGCUGUAUUUGUUUUCCAUUUUCAGGCUUGUUUGACUUUUAAUUUUCACCAUUUGAUCCUGCCAGCAAGACUCUUCCUGUCUGAGGGUGACGACGCUCACUCACCAUACUGUAUUGGGCAGAAACAAGAUAUUUCUUCAGAACCCCGCCCCUCUUCUAUUACCCGUAACCUAGAGGGACAUUACUCUGUAGUCAUCAGAGAUUAACCUAACUGAUCACAUUAAGCACAGAGUACACAGGGGCCCAGAUUCUCAAAGGGCUUACGACGGCGCAACGCCAUGUACGCCGUCGUAAGUCCUAAUCUGGG